CCCCGCGGAGCUACCUACGGCAUACGUAUUUGUAUAUAGACUUCCCCCGACCCAGCUAGCUCUCACAAUUACUUUCUUCUACUCCUUGGAAUCCUUGGAAUUCUCUCUUUCUUCUUCUCCAUUUCUCCAUAUAACCCCCCAAAGUACAGCAAAAGCAGCUUUGAAGCUAACAAUCAACAAAAUGGAUCCCUCCCUCGUCAAAAUCCCCGCCAUGAAAGAUCUCACGAUCGAUAACAUCACCGAGAACGUGAUCCGCAUCAACUCGCUGUGCCCGGAUGAGCGCAUGAAAUACAUCCUGGAGCGGCUGGUCACCCACCUGCACGACUUCGCGCGGGAGACGCGCCUGAGCACGGAGGAAUGGAUGACGGGGCUGCGCUUCUUGACCGAGGUGGGCAAGAUCUGUACGGAUGUGCGGCAGGAAUUCAUCCUCCUCUCCGACAUCCUCGGCCUUUCUUUACUAGUCGACAGCAUCGACCACCCCAAACCCGCCGGCAGUACCGAAGGCACCGUGCUCGGCCCCUUCCACACCCACGAAGCCGAGGAGCUGUCCGCCGGCGCCGCGAUGUCCCACGACCCCAACGGCCAGCCCCUGCUGGUGGUCUGCACCAUCAAAGACACCGCCGGCAACCCCGUGUCCAACGUGAAGAUCGAUAUCUGGGAGACCGACAGCACCGGCCACUACGACGUGCAGUACCCGGACCACGACGGCCCGGACGGCCGGUGCAUCAUGCGCAGUGACGCCGAGGGCGUGUUCUGGUUCCAUGCCAUCACCCCCGUGCCGUACCCGAUCCCGCAUGACGGGCCCGUCGGGAAACUCCUGAAGGUGCUGGGCCGCCAUCCGUAUCGCCCGAGUCAUAUGCAUUUUAUGUUUGAGAAGGAGGGGUUCGAUCAUUUGAUUACGGCGCUCUACCUCCGCAACGACCCCUACGAAACCUCCGACGCCGUCUUCGGCGUCAAGGACUCGCUCGUCGUCGACAUCGGCACCGCCGGUCCCGAGUUCGCCGCCAAAUACAACGUUCCCGAGGACCACGCCUGCCUUACCUACGACUUUGUGCUCGUCUCCGAUCAGGAGACUAGUGCGUUGCGUGCACGGAACUCCAAGGAGGCGCUUGAUCGGUUGGGGCGGAAGGUCCGCAUUGUGAAUGGGUUGCCGGUGCCGGAUUUGGAUUAAUCCUUUAAUCUAUUUUUGAAGGGGGGCGGAAGGUGGUUUAGGGUAGAGGUUGGGUUGGGCUAAGGACUGGGUUCGGUCGGAUUUAUGUAUAUACCUUAUGUUAGUUAUGGGAUUUGCGUCUUGGUUAUGCUGGGGGGCUGGUUGGAUUGGUUAGCACUGUGGCCUGCGGCGGUGGUAACAGAACCAGACGAAGAUCAAAUGGUAAUCAC
Molecule: messenger RNA, 1380 nt
Organism: Aspergillus aculeatus ATCC 16872
Lineage: Eukaryota; Fungi; Ascomycota; Eurotiomycetes; Eurotiales; Aspergillaceae
Product: intradiol ring-cleavage dioxygenase
Exons: 3
Coding region: 182-1171 (329 amino acids)
Biological process (GO): catechol-containing compound metabolic process
Molecular function (GO): ferric iron binding; catechol 1,2-dioxygenase activity
Source: RefSeq, a predicted model, not a curated record